AUGUAGUACUUAAUCAUAAAGAUCUAUUAGACAAGACUAGACAAAAUUCUUAUACAAUUCUUUGCAAAAAACCUUAUAUGCUUUAUCUACAAAUGAUCUUUGGUUUUGCGAAUUCAUCACUAUUUUAGACCAUGAAAUUUUUCAAGAAACAUAGAUCCAUGUUUCCAUUAGUUACAAUAUUUUACUUAAGUGAAACACUACUCUAAAGGUUUAUAUUGGUGUAAUUUUAUUCUUUAAAAAUAUUUAAUAAUUAUAAAUGUCGUUAUGCAAAAAAUUUAAAGACACAUGAAACAUAGUGAGUAUUAAAUUAACUAUCAAUGCUUGAAACAUAGAAAUUAAUUUAAAAAUGUUAAUCUUAGAGUUAACUAAAGUAAUAAAAGAAAUUAUGUUAUUUCAAAACAACUAAAAAUGUUAUUUUAUUAAUUAAUACAGUCACUAUCAAUAACAUUCAAAACCAUUUGAUUACUAUAUAUAUACAUUUAGAUAUCAUGGUAAGAGGAGAAUAAAAAUCAAACAAUAAGUAAAAAAUUAAUCAUACAAAAUGGACACUAAGACAAUUUUUAUGACAUUUUUCAUAAUCAACACUUUAGUGUCAUGUGUGUAUCCAUGUUUGGGCCAAGAAGAUGUUGAUGAUAAACCACUAGUCAAUCCCGGUGAGUUUGAUACAUUGGAUGCAUUAUCGCCGGCUUCGCAGGAGUACAAUAUUUAUAUGUUAGAGAACCUCCCACCAAAAUACAAAACGUAUCUCGGAACCUGUGCUGAUAAGAUGGGGCCCAGUGGUAUUUCGGAAUGUAAUGAAGAUGUUCUUAGAGAGAUUCUUACGAACAAACCUGUUUCAAGAGAGUGUUGUUUGAUGGUAGUAAGAGCUGGAAAAGAAUGCUACAUGGAGAUUAGAAAGUUCAUGUUUCGAUUGUAUCAACUCAAACGCUUGGCUUCUCAAGUUUCUUUCAAAACUAUUGAGGUUUGGAACAGAUGUUCUGCUAAAGUUGAAAGUCCUUCAUCAUCUCACGACCACGCGAUUUAGUUAUCUUGAUUGAAUCUUUUGUUUUAUAUGAUGUAUUAUAAAAUAAUGGUUUGUUAUAUUAUUCUAACUAUAUAAAAUAAAAUAAAACUUUCAUUAGCUUAUUUUUUCCUAACUCUAGUAUGAUACCUUGGUUGUUCUAACUAGUGUUUGUUUAGCAUAGUUAUUUUAGUUUAUCAAAUAUAAAAUAUAAUUGCACAUGUACUUGUUAAACAAAAUCAUAUAUUUCUUUCUUUGUAACUCAAAUAAAUUAAGUGAUUUGAAAUUCAAGUAUAUUUAUGAAAACAAAUAAAAAGUGAGAGAACGAUAUAGAGAAAAACUUUAGGUAACUUUAAUUUUUAGUGAAAAAAAAACGUUCAUCUCACUUUUGUGAUUGUAGUUAGGACCUAAUAUGAAAAUUCCUGAUAACGGAUUGUAAGUUAAUUAUCUAAAACUCUUUUACAAUGAUUUUCACGAAACAUAUAACUUCUCUGUUUUUCAAAGUUUAUAUCAUCUCUUCUUUUGUAAUAAUUCACUUACAGAAUGAAAUAAUCUUUGUCUUUGUAGGAUUAAAAUAUGGAUUUUUAUGAGAAAACUGAUUAGAGGGACAUUUACUUGAUCAAAGGAACAAUACGCUUCUUGAUGGGCCAAUACCCUAUAUGAAAAAAGGCAUCAUAUUUCAACAGUUCAGAACAGGACGUUGUCGAUACAUCGGGUGAUAACGGAGGAAGCCGGAGCUACGGUGACGGUCAGCUCGUUUCCGAAGAAAUCGACGGAGUGCUCUUGGUGAGUGUGAUAACUUGCGACAGUUAUUAUAGUCCUCGUGUAUAUGUUUUAUCAUGUACCCGUACAUUAAACGUUUUCACCGUUUGAUCUUUGGAUGCAUUUGUACAGUUAUAAUCGGGCGGUUCAUACUUAAGAAGCAUGUAAUGUCACGUCAUCAGGUCCUUAGUAUGCGAUUUGGUGAAAGGUUUCAAAAGUUAAGAACGUAAAGAAGAAUAUUUUUCGUAUAUUUAUCAGAUUAUGAUCGUUAAUGGACUAAUUUGUUAGGAUCGGUGAUCUUUCUAAAUCGAACUAAGAAUUUUAAAACUCAACUCAACCCUUACCAUGUAUAUGAU
Molecule: messenger RNA, 2118 nt
Organism: Brassica napus (rape)
Lineage: Eukaryota; Viridiplantae; Streptophyta; Magnoliopsida; Brassicales; Brassicaceae
Product: protein DOWN-REGULATED IN DIF1 11-like
Exons: 1
Coding region: 542-1024 (160 amino acids)
Source: RefSeq, a predicted model, not a curated record